Molecule: messenger RNA, 1600 nt
Organism: Drosophila takahashii
Lineage: Eukaryota; Metazoa; Arthropoda; Insecta; Diptera; Drosophilidae
Source: RefSeq, a predicted model, not a curated record
AGAGAGACCGGAGACCGCAGAUCGGACCGGCUGUAGGCUCAAAGUCAAGCUCAGCCGUCUUCAGUCGUGGUUUUCAGCUCGACGCAAGCGAACGGACGUCUGGGAAACGCGGACGCGGCUUUAACCGCACGGAAAACGCAACGAAAUCGAAAGUGUGUGCUUAGCGCGCGACUUGAAUCGCCAAGUGAUUCGUGGGGCGGGGGCAAUACUCCCAUCUAUCCAUCCGUCAACAUUACGUGUCAUCAUGCCGCCGGCUGGCCAACAACUCCGGCUUGCAGCCCUUGUUUACCUGACACUCGGCCUGGGACUCUUAUGCAAUGCCAGCGAUGGUGAAACUAGCCAAAAAUAUGCCAAUGAAUCACUCGCGGACGCAGAGGCUCCAGUUUGGUCGCAGUUUCUCGAAGACUACGUCUUGAGCCAAAGCAGUAGCAGCAGCACAAGCCAGCGAAAGUCCAAAGACCUGCCCUAUAUGGGUGGGGAUAUGGGCAUGAAUGGGCCGCUCAACUAUCACUCAUCCGCCUACAAGCGACCCGGCAACAAUAUCUACAUCACCAGGAGGAUUGGCGAGGCGGUGGAGCUGGAGCCCCAUCUGCGAAAGCCCGUAGAGAGCCAGAGUCCCAUUGUGAAUCCCCAAUUCCGACCCAUGACCAAUCAGAUGUUGCACCAGCAACAUCAGCAGAUGCAACAGCAGCAACAGCAGUUGCAGCAACGCCAGCAACCGGGUUUCUUGCAGCAACUUUUCGGCAUAGGUGGCAGUAGCGGAGGAGGCGGAGGUGGUAAUCCUUCCCAGCAGCAUGUGCGUCCUGUGUCGCUGCAGCAACAGCAGCAAGUGCAACAGGCACCGCAGCAACACCCGCAACAGCAGCCAACCACUUUCCGAGCUGUUUCCGAAAACGACCUUUAUCUGCUGGGAGCCAUUGAGAAGUUGGUUUACAGAGUGGAUUACUUAGAAAGUCGCGUGCGGCGUUCGGAGCAGCUGAUCUACUACCUCAUGGCCGGAAACAACCAGAAGGAGGUGAAGGAUCCCUGUCCCAGCAACUUCACCCGCAUCAGCGACAACUGCUACUACAUCAACAGUCAGCAGCAGGUGAACUGGAAGACGGCCAACUCAGCCUGCAAGGGUCUAAACUCGCACCUGGCCGAGUUCGAAAAGGUCUCUGAAAACGAGGAGAUCAUGGCCUAUCUGCUGAAUCAACCCGCCCACAGGGGUCGCGACUACUGGCUGGGCGGUCUCAAUCCAGGACUUCUGUGGAUCUGGUCCAACUCGGCCAAGCCAGUGAAUCCCAACAUGAAUCUCACGUCCAUUGCCAUGACCCAGAAGGGUGAGAACUCGACGGCCGCCAAUCUGGUGGACAGUUCCGAGCAGGCGGCGGCGGAGGAGGCGGCCGGCGAGGAUGUGCUGAACAACACGGUGCAGAUCGAGGGCAAGGGUCGCUGCCUGCGGCUGAGCUACAAUGCCGGGAAGCACAGCUAUGUGUACUACGGUCAGGAGUGCACCUCGCGACACUACUACAUCUGCGAGCAUGAGGACAAGACGCUGGACAACAAGAUCAAGAAGAUCACCCGCCAGCUAAAGCUCUUCGAUUGAGGAUCCGAUCCU